Molecule: messenger RNA, 11029 nt
Organism: Corythoichthys intestinalis (scribbled pipefish)
Lineage: Eukaryota; Metazoa; Chordata; Actinopteri; Syngnathiformes; Syngnathidae
Gene: rab2a
Product: RAB2A, member RAS oncogene family
Exons: 9
Coding region: 162-800 (212 amino acids)
Biological process (GO): vesicle-mediated transport
Cellular component (GO): Golgi apparatus
Molecular function (GO): GTP binding; GTPase activity
Source: RefSeq, a predicted model, not a curated record
GAGGGUGGGCCUAGUGACGUAGGGCUGAGGCUCUGGGCUGUUUAUUGUUCCUUCUUCAGCGCCGAUACAGAAAAACAGGCUAACACGCUUUUCCACGCGGUUUACGGUCGGGUUUACGAAGGUGUGAUAGUCUGGACAGCUGACUGCGCAAGUCGAGGGCCAUGGCAUACGCUUAUCUCUUCAAAUACAUCAUCAUCGGAGACACAGGUGUUGGAAAGUCAUGUCUAUUACUACAGUUCACAGACAAGCGGUUUCAGCCUGUUCACGACCUUACCAUUGGGGUAGAGUUUGGAGCAAGGAUGAUCACUAUAGAUGGCAAACAAAUCAAACUGCAGAUCUGGGAUACGGCUGGUCAAGAGUCAUUCCGGUCCAUCACCAGAUCUUACUACAGAGGAGCAGCAGGAGCACUACUCGUCUACGACAUCACAAGGAGGGACACCUUUAACCACUUGACGACUUGGUUAGAGGACGCUCGCCAACAUUCCAACUCCAAUAUGGUCAUCAUGCUCAUUGGCAACAAGAGUGACCUGGAGUCACGGAGAGAGGUAAAGAAAGAGGAAGGGGAAGCAUUUGCCAGAGAACAUGGCCUCAUAUUUAUGGAGACCUCAGCCAAGACUGCCUCGAAUGUAGAGGAGGCUUUCAUCAACACAGCCAAGGAGAUUUAUGAGAAGAUCCAAGAGGGUGUUUUUGAUAUCAAUAAUGAGGCUAACGGUAUUAAGAUUGGACCUCAGCACCCUACCACUAACUCGACACUGCCCGGUAGCCAGGGAGGCCAACAGGCCGGAGGCGGCUGCUGCUGAAGGCCUCAAAAAAAACCUCUUCAUCCUCCCCCUUUAAUCCUGGAGCCCUCUACAACCAACCCCUUGCGUUUCUGCAGAACUGUGCAGGCUCAGUAACAGUUUGUUACCCUGUCUCUCUCCAUCCUCUCAUCCAUUCAUCCAUCCAUCCCCUGUGUGUUCCUUCCUUGCUUUCUUUGUCUCAGACCAUUUUUUGCUAAAUUAAAUAGUACUCAACCCUUACACGAAUGGUGUCAACUCUGCCUCACUAAAUUCUGAAGGCAUUGGUUUUUAACUGUAUUCGUUUUAAUAUUGACACCAAGCAGAUGACAAGCUCAAUUGGUGAUGGUGGUAGAAAUGAAUGUGUCCAGUCAUUGACAGGUCUUUGGGUAGAGAAAAGGAAAACACAACCUGAAACUGGCUGACUGUAUGGAAUAAUAAACCAAGUGUUGCCUAUACGUACACAUGCAUAUACACACAUCUCUACAUGUUGUUUAAGGAAAACGAUGCAGCACAUUGGUAGCAAGGCAUGUUUGUACAUGUAGUGCCUGCGUGUAUAGGGAUGAUAUAGGCAUUCCAAUGAAGUCAGUCUUUUUAGUCACUACCCUCCGCUCAUAAAACAGCCCCCCUCCUUCUCUUUGUCUCGAUGUCAACUUGCAGGUGAAAUGUAUUUAAUGAACACUAAACAAUUGUGUAGCUGUUUUAAACUUUCAUGGGGAGAGAAUAAAAAUCCAAACUGUCGAGUGUGAGAAUAAAUCCUUUUGGAACGGUCGAACCAUUAAGAAAGUUAAAGAAAUGUCAAGGGGAUGUAGAGAGAAGUGGCUGUCAUAAUGAAGUUAUGAAAUUAAAAGAAAAAAAAAAGGAAAUUAUUGGAAUUGUUUUGUUAACUGUAUUUAUCAGGCGCUAUUCUGUGUAUAUAUGGCUCUUUAGAUUUCUGUAGCUUCUUUGGCUGUUAAAAAAGUGAAUCUUGGCAAGUUGCAGUCUUCACCGGGCCUUUAUAAGAAUAAUUUAAAAAAAAAAAAAACAGAAAAUUACCUUUCUGGACCUUCAAGCAGCUUCAUUCAAACCCAAACACUCACCAACCUUGUUGAAAGGGGUCGCUAGAGCCCGUUUAAAUGACAAAUGUGAACGAACAGGCUGUUAACAAGAUCACGCAGAGUCCCUGGUGGAGUAUCGACUAAAGUGUCAAGGCAUCUCCUUUUUAAGCAAGCUAUGACUACCAUCACAAAAGAGUUUGCAGAUAUAUAAUGUGUUGUUUAGAGCUUGAUCAACGACUGCUGCAAUGUUUCCUUGCUUUGAAAUGUAAUGGGCAUCAUUUUACUGUUUUGAUCGUUUACCCCUCUUGUUUAUAUUUCCCCAUGCAUCCCUACUGCUCCUUGCUAUUUCUCUGACUGUGGUCACAUAAGUUGUGUGUUUUUAUUGCCAAAACAGCAUGUUUACCUUUGUUUCAUUCAAUAAAGUCGGGGGCGAAAAUCACUCCAUUAUGAUGAGACAUCAGGAUCAGCUGUCUGCCUUAACGCCACCCCUAUUGAGAGAUUUGGACAGUUGCUAAAACAAACUAGCUGCAAACGUGCUUUACCAUAAACAUGUUGGAUUCGCAUUAGAUCCACAUUGCGGAGAGUGUUGGGAUAAUUGAUUUAAACUCUUAUCAAUUAUUUCCUACACACCUAUUCCGUGUGCACACAUACAUGACCUGCGUACAAUAUAUAUAAUGCAUACAUAUAUUCUGUCAAAGUAAUGGUUUAACUCCUGUAUAGAUGUCGGGGGAACCCUGUUGUUGUUGUUUCUUUUUUUGGUUGUCAUUUUAGAUAUACAGUAUAACAGAUAAUAAUAAAGUCAGUUGAGGAUUAUCUUUUGUAAAGCAACAUGUAGUGCGUUUGUGUGAACAAACAGACCAACAGUUGUUACAGGGGGAGGAUCAAGCCAAACCUGAUGCAUCUAUUUACCUAUCUAUGGAUUGAUAUAUCUUAUCUAUGUCCUCCUUCCAAUAACUUUUCAAUCUUAUCUUCCUGCUUCCCCUAUUCCCCCCCCCAAACGUUAUUUGUUGUGUUUGUUCUUUGGAAGAAAAUGAAAUUUAAAAAAAAAAAGAAGAAAAAAAAAGAAUGCUAUUACAAUAAACUAUAAUAAAACAUUCUCAAGUCAACAUGUCACUUUACUUAUGUGAAAGUGGGGGUAAAAUAUACUGUUUGGGUCGCAGGGUGCUCUUUACUGUAGCUGUUCUAAUGGCAGUAGCAUCACUGAAAAUUAGAUUGUUUGCUUUUUGGCAGGUGAGUGAACCACAACUUCAACUUUGAAUACAUCCUGACAACUGCAUAAUUAGAUUAAAAAUUAGGUUAAAAAAAAAAAAAAAAGUUUCCAAAAAUACAUGCUUAACUUUUUUUUUUUUUUUUUUUUUAACUCUUUCAAGGGCAUCCAUUGAACUCAUUGGCUGCCAUUGACGGUGCUAGGCGUCCAAUACAUUUGGAGUGGAGAGGCUGGCAGCCACUGAAACAUGAACAUUCGCACACAGCCAGUCUUCUCUGCAUAAAUGAAUUAAAACUCUAUGGCAGGAAAUUAGUAUUAAAUAUUCUUGUCUUUAAAAAAAAUGCAUAAAUUAAAAACUUUUUUCAAUUUAUCAUAUUUAAAAAAUAGAGAUAAAUCUGCAAUUACAAUUGAUGUAAAAUGUUUUCUUUUUAUUUAAAACGGCAUUAUAAAAAACUUAUGUUCAUAACUGCAUUUAUUCAUUGUCAACUUUAGAGUGUUACUGUCGGCCAUAAUUUGUAUUUCUGUUUGUAUUCAUUGUAAUUUUGUAUUUAACUUUUACUUUGUCAAAAAUUAUAUUAAAAGUGAUUAAUAAUUAUAUCAACUGUACAUUAAAUUGACGCCAGAUCCUAGUAAAGCUUUUUCUUAAUUACCCAAAUACUCACUUGCCCCAUAUAAUGUUAAUUAAAGUGUUUGUAAUUCAUUGUUAUUUUACAUUCAACCAGUGCAGGUCUACCAACAACUCAUUCACUCACUGCCAGCCCAGGUAACUGAGUACAGUGUGUGUUGAAGCUGUUAGUAAAAGGAGGAAUUUUACAUUUAAAACACCCAUUGACGGCAAUAGAUGUCCAAUCCAUCCGGACUGGGCCACCAGUCUAAAUGGAUUGGAUCAAGGGCGUAGGAUUGCAUAGGGACGGUAGGGACAUAACACUAGCAACUUUUCAGGAUGCUGAAAUUGUCCCCACCAACUUUUAAGCAACCUUAUUUGCAUUAUAUAAUGACUUCAGGUAUAUAGGUAAUUUAGAUUGUCUUCCCAUAUGUUGUAAGGAUAGAAUUGACGCUACUAUUAUUAAAUGAAUUACAGUACUUUCAUUAUGUUAGACUAACAUUGACCCUUUUUCACUUGCUGAAUGUUUUCCCCUCAAACACAUUUUUGAUUGACUGAUGACUUUAGACCCCCACACAAACACACACACGCAUUCACAGCCCUGACAGAAAUACAACAUGCCGCCUUCUCCUUCCCCUUCGGGGACGACGGAUAUGACAAGGUUUUUUUCUCCCGCCAGCAGCAGCCACUGUAAGUAAUGUAAAAAUAUGUCAAUGUUGUGGAGGUGGGGAACACACCACUAAUUUUGCUACUGAAAGUCCGACCUGCAUCAGAGUUUGCAUAAUAUUAAUCUAAUCAGUGGUCUCCAAACUAUUCCACAUAGGGCCGCAGUGGGUGCAGGAUUUCUGGUGUUUUAUAAGUGUAAUCAGUUGAUCGCAGUCAGGUGCUGCUUGUUUUACUACAAACCACAAUGGUUAAUAGGUCUGUGCUUGAUCGGUAUGAACAAAAACCAGGACCCACAGCGGCCCUCGAGAACCAGUUUGGAGACCCCUGAUCUAUGAAUUUCUCGAUCGCUAGGAGGAAGCUGCUUUUUAGAGAAAUAUCCUCCUGUAUGUUUUCUACUGUUAAUUAAACUAUAAUACAAUGUAGUGAACCAAGGUUUACACACUUUUCCAAAGUUUUCAUUUUUAUUUUAUUUAUGUGAUCUUAAAGCAGCCCAAUGGAGCUUUCAUUUUGUGUUGAGUUUGGCAGCUGUGCUUGUGGACAAAAGAAGUAGUGUUUUAUUUGAAGGAAGGCUCCAAUUUUAUUUAUUUUUUUGUUAGGGUUUGUCCCUACCAAUAUUGAGACCAAACCUACGUCCUUGGAUUGGACGCUCACUGACGUCAACAGCAGCCGAAUUUAAAAGACAACAUUUAGAGCAUAUACAACUCACGCAGUUCCACUUGUUUAAAGAUUGCAACGUGGUUCAACAUUGUUUUUUAGGAAAAUAUCAUGAAAUGACGCGUACGUAUUUUGUUUCCCACCACCGAGUGUCAGAGCGUCAUACGGGCACGACGGGGUCAGUGACCGCGCACGCCGCCUGUUUAUCUGUAUGAGAGGUCCUCGGGAGCGCGCACCCCCUGGCCGAGGAAGGUGAGCGAGUGUCUGGAGGGGAGGACUCGGGAACGCGACCGACCAGCCGAGGGAUCGAUCGGAUUAAACUCGAUUUGAGUGAAUUUAACACAAAGGAGAGACGCGCGACGCGCACUCGUCGGCGAGGUCGCAGACGCGAGACCCACCGGAGAUAUAUUUCGUGAUAAACAUUCAAAUUCAACUUUUAUUUUCCUUCUGUUCAUUGAGAGCGAGGAAAGACCACGGUGAUUUUUUUCUCCCCCCACAAGCAAACGGAGAUACUAACACCACUAACGAGGAGUAGAUUUGAUUUUUUUUUUUUUUUUGUUAAAGAAGCCUGAAGUGACCGAGCUUGCUGGUGACUUCAGAUGCUAAGUAACUACCUGCCGGUGAUGUAACCCUGCCUCAACCUUCGGUGAAAAGUUCAACAGUAUGACAGCGUACAGUGGCACCUCUACAAUGAAUUUGAUACAUUCCAGGACCUGUUUUGUAAGUCGAAAUGCUCGUAUGUCAAGCAGGAUUUUACCAUAAGAAUACAUUAUAAGUCGAUUAAUUUGUUCCACAGCUAAAUCCUUCAUAAAUACUGCAAGUCACUUACAAAUAGCAAUUACACAUAGCAAAACAAAAUACGAAUCGGAAUAAAAAUAAAACGGAAAUUAAAAAAAAGUUUUUAUUGCCACCUUUAGUGGUACUUAUAUAAUUUUUUCUGCGGAACUAUACUGUAGUUAUGGUUAUGAUGUUCCAUGAGGGGAACGUUUUUGGUUAAGGAAAAAGCCGGCGGUUGUUAGUUUUUACCUGUGUCCAUGCUAGUUGACUUGUGUGUAACGUUGCUGCUGGAAUUUCAAUUAAUAAAAUAAUGUCACCACCUCAGGGUCCGUUUACAUGGUGACGCUCCGAUAAUAUGACAAAUUUCAUGUUUGCAUAUAUAUGUUUCCACCUACAUUUGAAUGAUGUCACAAUUCCGUGUGAAAACGAUGUAGUUUUCAUACCAGGCCCUAGGGGGCAGUGUAGAUUUACAACGUGAAAGCCAAUGACGCACUUCCUUGACGCCAACAACCUCCUCAGCCUGGAAGACAAUAUACUCGCCCACUCCAAGCAAUGGCAUUUUUCCUUUUUCAAUUUUACGUUGGAUGUCAAAAGGACCGUAUGUUGAUGUGUUCGUAAGUCAAGGUACCACUGUAUUAAGGCCAAACAAAUUAAGAAAAAAUAGGACUACGAGAAUAGUCAUAUUACAAGAUUAGUCAUAUUACGAGAAUAAAGUCAGACAUUGUAAUAUUACGAGAUUAAAGUUGUAAUAUUCAUGAGGUUAAAGUUGUAGGGUGAUUUAUCGUUCCGUAAAUAUUGCAAUAAAAUAGUUGUUAUGUAAUAUUAGGAGUAAAAAGUUGUAACUUUGCGAGAUUAAAGUCGUAUUAUUUUUACGUUAUGUGACCUGGAGUUUAGUUUCGCGGGCUCUGACCUUUGGCAACAUAAGGUCUGUGUGAACACAAAACGUCUUUUGGCGAUGGGCAUAACGUGAGCAAGGUGUUAUCGCGCGAUGGUUUAACUUAGGUGUGAAUGCAGCCUUAAACCCGCGGGUCCCGGACUAAACAUGAAUUUAAGAUACUCUGACAGGCAGGAACACAACAGGGGAAUAAAUUUUUCCCUUACUUAACGAUAUGUUAUAAACAUAGGCAUUUUAGCAAUUUAACUCAUUGGCUGUAAUUGAUAGCGCUACACGUCCAAUUAAGCCUGGGCGAUGUGACAAAAAUUGUUAUCACGAUAAAAAUGUUCUUAUCAAUUCAUCAAUAAUUAUCAUGAUUUUUUCUUUCAAACAUGAAGUUUGAUUUCUGCCACUGAGUGCAAGUUGACAAAAUCCAAUGCUGAUUUAACCAAUCUUUAAUGUCAGAACAAAGAUUCAUGCACGGUGACAAACUACUACACAGCAUUUCACAAAUAUGAGUAACAUUGCACAAAAUUAAAAGUUAACAAAAUGCAGACCAUUGCACAUGGAGUAAUCAAAAUGAAGAAUAUUGCACACAAUCUGAGGUAGACAUGCAAUCCCCCCCAAAAUUAAAUAACCAUGAAGAGACAAACUAAUUUUAAUUUGCACUCAGCAACAUGUUAAAACCUUUUGUUCAUAAAGUCUUAAGUGUCUGACAAUGUCAACAAUGUCCAUUUUCAGAAAUGUGACAGAUAAGCAAAUAAGACAGCCAUUGGUUUAAAAGUUGCAGGGCAGAAAAAUAAGUCUGUCCUUAGUAUCAGGCUUUAAUGCUGCUCUAUGACGGGGAAUGUUCCCUCCUGUACUGAAAGCCCUCUCAAAUAUAGCCGUCACGUCGAAACGUCGCCCCCCUUCCCUGGUGUUCAGGUGGUGUAAUUACAGUUUAAAUCAACUUUUAUUAGACUUUUUUUUUUUUUUUCUGUUGACAAAAAUUAUAUGACGAUAAUUAUUGUUUUAUCGCCCAGGGUUACGUCCAAUCCAUUUUGACUGGAAGGGUUGGUAGUGAUCAUUUGCUGCCAGCUUUUACUGUCAAAAUGGAUUGGCUGUCUAGCACUAUCAAUGGCACUGAAACUUGAGCUUUCACUGCUAGUCUUUCCAGCUCAAACAAAUUGGACGUCUAUCACCAUCAAUGGCAGGCAAAGAGUUAAGAGUGGAAUGCACACACUCAUGUUCUAAUAAAUUGAAAAUUAAAGCAACAUCAGAAUUAGUCGAUGGAUUCAAACCACCACCAGAAUGAGGCCAACCAAAUCAACUAAUGAGAGGCUAGCAGGGGCGACUGAUAGCCUGCUUGCAACCCCAGAUGGAAAAUAAAUGUACUUCUGGCUUGUUCUACCAAUAAGUCAAUAGUGGAUUUAAUGAAUGUAUCUGCAGAUCCUGCAAAAUGCAUUUGAGAAGCUGCCAUCCUUUUGCGGGCUGUGUAGCCUACGAAAUAGAGAUGAAGAGUGCCACCUUCGUCCCCCAGGCUGUUGGGCUCAUGAACUCUAUACUGAACUCUGCUGCUCCCCCCAACCAACAAACAGACACACUCUAUUUUGAACUAUUCUUCUUAAUACCGUGCCACACUUGUCUCCUUUAAAUGCCCCUCAUCGAAGUUUCGGAAUCAUGCCAUCAAAAAAACAAUGUUUAAGGCUUAUUUUGUUAUUUAUGGUUGGAGUGGAACAAUGACUUAUCUCUUUCUUUGCUCAAAUAGGAUUUGGGUAUGCUUCUCUGCAAUGUGAUAGUCUUAGAUUUUAGUCAGGACUUUCCAAAUAUUUACUAAAACCACUAUAUGUAGAUGAUCUGGUCAAUGUAGUAGGUAUAGACCCUACUCACGUGACGUCACAGCCACGCCCCCGCGCCAUGUUGUCCGGCUACUCGUCAUGUUAAUGCAUUAGCGCUUCGUAAAUUCCUCCUAUUAUGGCGUGUUUUUCUGCUCGUUAACAUUAAUAAUCAAAAUGGUGAAGUCGUGCGUGGCGGUCGGUUGCAAAAACAGAAGAUAGACGGAGAGACUUGAAUUUUUACCGUAUUCCGAGAGACCCGAAGAGGAGACAGAGAUUGACUGCUGCAAUUCGACGAGAAAACUGGGCUCCAAACGACUACCACAGAUUAUGUAGUAGUCAUUUUAUAUCUGGUAAGAUGCAUUUAAUAUAUAUUUAGAGGGUUUUGGGCUGACAACCAUAAUUAAGAUCAUUGCUAGGCUAAUCGCCGACAACAUACACUCAGACGUUGUGAAUGAACUACCUGAAAAUAUAUAAUUAUAAAAGGAUAAUCAGACAGUUGUCAUACAUUUACAAUUUCACUAUUGAGGUCAAAAGCCAAAAAAUAAAUUCAACUAGGGACAAUCUGGAGUAGUGCUAUCGCACUUCAUAUUUAUUACAUAUUAUAUAUGUAUAUAGUGAGAGUGCUAUCGCUAAACCAUAUAAACAUUAAAAGCCCUAGCUCCACUGACAAAUGAUAUGAAAUACAUUAGACUUGACAGUGGAUGUUAGCAAGAACAAAAGAUUUUUAAUUAAAAAUUUCGUAACUCACCUUCCGAGCACAAGAUUCCUGCCGAAUUUUCGUGUACGAGGACCUGUUUCACCCAACCAGCAACGUAGCAUUUAUAAGCCUCCAAGCUCUUAAAGUUUUUCAAACUUUCGUGAGAAUAGGCUGAUUUUGUGUGGACAAGAUAGUUGUAAAUAUCAGGAUAUCAGAUGUCAGGCGAAGCCAGCGGGUCGAAAAACAUCGAUUUAGGCAUCAAAUACGGAUCUGGCGAAUGGAUAAACGGAAGCUUUUCCACGUAACGCCUUUUAUGCAACGCAUCCAAUGAGUUUACAGUGUCAGAUAACACCGGGGCUUCCAUGAAUUGCUCUAUAACUUGCUCGACUAAUUGAAAACAAUGAGAAUAGGUCUAAAAAAUAGGUACAAUAUGGCGGCCGGAAACAGCGACACGCCCAUUUUGUGACGUAGGUGAGUAGGGUCUAUAGAAUGACGUUUUGGGUCUGUACUAGUGGUGCAACGGUUAGCGGUUCAAAGCCAAACCGUAUGGUUCGCCCUGUACGGUUCAAUAUGCCUUUAUGAACCGCGCCUUUUCGGUUUUGCAAUUAAUGUAUUCCGAACGCUUCUGGAAUGAAUUGAUCGAGCUCUGUGUGCCUGUGUGUGACGUGAAGCACCGCUGUGGAAAAAUUCCCGCCCCGCAAGUAAAUGUCGGAUCGCUGUCAAGCACCUAUGUAAUAGAAGCCGAGUAACGCCCUCUCUCGCAAAGUGAAAGUGAAACAAGAAAGAAAACAAAUGGCUAUGGCGAGCGGAGGAGUGGAGAGACCGAAUUUUGAGGAAGCACCCGCUUCUUUCAAAUCUGCGGUGUGGCAACAUUUUGGUUUCCCUGUGGACUACAAUGCGGAGGGAGAGAAAAUAUUUAAAAAAAAAAAAAAAAAUUGCAAGCAUUGCUCAGUGCAUGUUCCCCAUGCUAAUGGCAACACUUUUAUAACAUGACUCCGGCACCUAAGCCAGCAUCACCCACAGAUAUCACUUUCUCAGGGCAGGACAACCCCGAAGAUGACACCAGUGAAAACACACGGCGGGCUUCGUUAAUUUUUGUGCAACGCUUGACCCGUGUAACAUUAUUCCCUCGCGGACAUAUUUCUCCAACGUAAUUCCUCUACAUUUAUGAAAUGGCACGCAAAGCCAUCGAAGAUGAUUUCGCUAAAGCACAUAGUUUCGCCCUGACCACUGAUAGUUGGACGUCCUGUGCUACAGAGUGCUACUACCUAACUGUAACGGUCCACUAUAAUUCAUACCUGUCAAGUUGUACGGUCUCGUCGUAAUUUGUACAAGUGAGCACUGAUUUUUAAAUGUGUACGCCGCACGUUACGUUCAAAAUCUGCAAUCUGUUUUUUUUUUCUCAUCUGUUCGGAUUUGGUCACCGUUUCUGCAACAAGACAAUGUUCAUUAAUACAUUGGUUGAAUGACGCAAGAAAGGUCAGACACGGAGAGGGAAGAGUGUUUGUUGAGCAAACGCGAUGCUAGGCUAGGUGGCUCCAAUAUUUCCUGACUGUAGCUGACAGCAUACAAUCUACGCCUAGAUACCUCAUGCAUACCGAACUACAUGCGAAAUGGCAGACUCGGUAGCGUUGGUAAACAGCUGCCAUUUUAGAGCAGUAAACUUCUUAUAAAGGCUCUGUUGUAGUAAACUUUCCGAGCGAACUUUUUAUCUAAAAUACUCAUAAAUCGGCAAAAUCUUGACUUGAGUCUACCUUUAAAGGAUGAAACAGUUUUAAAAUUUUCACAUGUCGAAAGUAGACAGAAGGGAACUAAUGCAAAAACGGGAGCAAUUUGAUCAACUUUAACGAUUGAUUCACAACAUUAAAUGACCUCCAAACAUAGCAAAGGUUAAUAUGUUUUUGGGUUUGUUUUUUUUUU